Molecule: messenger RNA, 1716 nt
Organism: Myotis davidii
Lineage: Eukaryota; Metazoa; Chordata; Mammalia; Chiroptera; Vespertilionidae
Gene: PTX3
Product: pentraxin 3
Exons: 3
Coding region: 188-1147 (319 amino acids)
Biological process (GO): innate immune response
Molecular function (GO): complement component C1q complex binding
Source: RefSeq, a predicted model, not a curated record
UUAUGCAGUGCCACCGGCAUUACUCAUUCAUCCCCACUCAGGCGUCCCCAGCAUUUAUUAAGGGCGCUGGGCUCCUGCCGCUCACUCUCACUCUCCUCCGCUCCAACUCUGCUACUUGGUGCGGCUCUCCCCCGGCUCCUCCCGCCAGCUGUGGGAAGUCUCCGAAGAACUUCGUCUCCCUCCAGCAAUGCAUCUCUGUGCGAUUCUGUUUUGUGUUCUCUGGUUUGCAGUGCGCGCCGAGAACUCGGAUGACUAUGAGCUCAUGUACGUGAAUUUGGACAACGAAAUAGACAAUGGACUUCAUCCCACCGAGGACCCCACGCCGUGUGACUGCCGUCGGGAGCCCUCCGAGUGGGACAAGCUCUUCAUCAUGCUGGAGGACUCGCAGAUGAGGGAGAGCAUGCUGCUGCAGGCCACCGACGUUUCAGUUGUAGUCAUUAAAAUGCCCAGGCUAACAUACCUAAAUGCCAGAAUCAUUUCUGAAUGCCUUUAUAUAUUUUUUUCAUAUUCUUCUUAUUUUCCUGCUACUCUAGGCUGUGAAACAGCGAUUUUAUUCCCAAUGCGUUCCAAGAAGAUUUUUGGAAGCGUGCAUCCGGCGACACCAGUGAAGCUCGAGUCUUUUACUGCCUGCAUUUGGGUCAAAGCCACAGAUGUAUUAAACAAAACCAUCCUGUUUUCCUAUGGCACGAAGAGGAAUCCAUAUGAGAUCCAGCUGUACCUCAACUAUCAGGCCAUCGUGCUGGUGGUGGGCGGAGAGGAGAACAGACUGGCUGCGGAUACUGUGAUUUCCCUGGGAAAGUGGACCCAUCUGUGCAGCACCUGGAACUCUGAGAAAGGGCGCGUGUCCUUGUGGGUAAACGGUGGACUGGUGGCCACCACCGUGGGAUUGGCCGCAGGUCACAUUGUUCCGGAGGGAGGCAUUCUGCAGAUUGGCCAAGAGAAGAACGGCUGUUGUGUGGGCGGCGGCUUUGAUGAAACAUUAGCCUUUUCUGGGAGACUCACCGGCUUCAAUAUCUGGGAUCGAGUUCUCAGCAAUGAAGAGAUAAGAGAGACGGGAGGAGCAGACUCUUGUCACAUCCGGGGAAAUGUGGUCGGGUGGGGAGUCACAGAGAUUCAGCCACAUGGAGGGGCUCAGUAUGUCUCCUAAGUAUUGUGAAACUCUACUUGAAGCCAAAGAAAGAAAUUCACUUUUUAAACAUAUGCCAGUGUGGGAAGGUCUAAAAGCCACAGUGCAUAUUCAGAAACACUUGAGACGAAUGAAGGGGAGAGUUGAGAUCAAUCUUUAUUUAUCUUGGCAAAAUACUGAAUAAACAGUUGAGCGAAGACAUCGGAGAAGGCUUUUGGGGAUAUUGUUACUAGACUUUAUGCCACGGUGCUUUCAAAUUAAUGUUGUGUCUUUGUCAGAUAAACUCUCAAAUAAUCAAAAAGGACUGUGUUGUUGAACAGGACAGUUGUUUUACUUUUUUUUUUUUUUGAUUCAUUUUGUUUUGGCCAGAGAUGACUUUUACAUCGGAAGAAUAAUGAAAUAACGUUUGUUGUCGAUUGUUCCUUGUUUUUGGCAUGUACCUUAUUAUAAAAAAAAAUGAUGGUGAAACGUAUUUAUACUACAAUGUGACUUAACAAAUACAAAUGUAGUUUAUGUGUUAUAAUCAAAUGUCACUUUUUUUGAGAAGAUAGUUAUAUAAGUUAUAUUGUAAAAUGGUUUUGUAUUAAUUU